This is a messenger RNA of Paramecium sonneborni, 866 nucleotides long. NCBI's taxonomy places the organism in Eukaryota, Ciliophora, Oligohymenophorea, Peniculida, Parameciidae. The record is from the annotation of a GenBank genome assembly.
CUGAUAAACUAUGGCAGAUUAUUAUGUUCAACAAAGUUCAGAAUGGUAUAUUUUAAAUACUUUAUUUAGUGAUUAUUUAUUUAAGGUUUUAUUAAUUGGAAAUAGUGGAGUGGGUAAAUCAUGCAUGUUAAUGAGAUUUAGCGUAACAAUUAAAAAUUUAAAAAAUAUAGGAAAACUAAUUUACAAAUCAUUUUUAUAAUACUAUUGGAGUUGAUUUUGUAAUUAUUUAUGCUUAAAAUAAAUUAGAAAAUAAAAGUAUUUUAAAUUGAUAGAUCAACUGUGAAAUUGUAAAUAGUAAAAAUCCAUAAUUCUAAUAUUUUAGUGGGACACAGCAGGUUAAGAUAGAUUUAGAACAAUUACAAGCAGUUAUUAUAGGUAAUUUAUAAUUAAUAUUCAAUAUAAGAGGAGCUUAAGGAAUCAUUAUAGUUUUUGAUGUUACAGAUAGAGAAUCAUUUAAUUAAAUUAGAUAAUGGAUGCAAGAAAUUGAUAAAUUUGCAGCAGAAUAAGUGAAUAAAAUUUUAGUUGGAAAUAAAAUAGACAGUUCACAAAGAAGAGUUUCAACAGAUGAAGCAGAAGCUUUAGGUAUAUAAUUUUAUCAUUCGAGCUAAAUCAUAUAAUAUAUCUUAUAUUGAAACAUCUGCUAAAACCAAUAUUAAUAUUGAAAAUUGUUUCAGUUUAAUUACUCGAUAAAUCAUAUAAAGAGUUGGAAAACCAAAAUAGUAAUGAUAUAUACUAUUAUUAUUAUUAGAAAUGAAAAAAAUAAAGUAGGAAUGAAAUUGUAAUAAAAUUCACCAUAAAAAUAAACAUAAAAUAAAAAAGGAGCUGAACAAGAUAGUUAAUGUUGUAUGUCUUGAUUGAAUGAUUAC